Messenger RNA from Ylistrum balloti, 1970 nucleotides. RefSeq lists its product as uncharacterized. NCBI's taxonomy places the organism in Eukaryota, Metazoa, Mollusca, Bivalvia, Pectinida, Pectinidae. The record is from RefSeq and is a predicted model, not a curated record. Gene Ontology annotation, molecular function: zinc ion binding. The coding region runs from base 83 to 1213 and encodes 376 amino acids. The transcript has 2 exons.
UCUGGGAUUUCAGCAUGUAAGUCGACAAGAUGUUAUACUGAAACACACAAGACCACUCGCCCAAACAUUGUUUGGAGGACUUAUGGAACCAGCCAUUCUUGUAAUUGAUGGCACCUACAUUUAUAUACAAAAGAGUGGCCAAUUUAUGUUCCAAAGGAGGAGUUACAGCAUGCAUAAGCACCGGCCGUUGGUAAAACCUAUGAUGUUUGUCACCACAACAGGUUACAUAGUGUCCGUGUUAGGUCCCUAUUUUGCCGAUUCCAAAAACAAUGAUGCCAGCAUCCUGAAUCAGAUUUUAAAUUCCAACAUUCAAGAAAUCAAGGAGUGGAUUCAGGAAAAUGAUGUGUUUGUGGUUGACAGAGGCUUUAGAGAUUCCAUGGACCUCCUACAACAGCUAGGAAUACAAACAGAGAUGCCUUCUUUUUCCAAGCAAAGGAAACAGCACACUACCGGAGAAAGCAACGCUUCCAGGCUUGUUACUAAAAUAAGAUGGGUCGUUGAGGCUGUGAAUGGACGGUUAAAAACCUGGAAAUAUUUGGAUCGUGUGUUGCCAAACUCACAGAUUCCAUACAUAGGCGAUAUUGUCAGGAUUGUGUGUGCAAUCUUCAACAAGUUCGGUACACCAAUAAGCACGGGGGAUGCAGAGCAAGAUCAACUGCUAGGAUCGAAAAUGUUGCAUUUGUCACGGAAGCAGAAUUCUCUUUGGGAGAGAAUUGAACGAGAAGGCCUUUUCAAUCGACCUAGUAAGUGGCAGAAGAUGGAGACCACAACUGAUAUCAUAUUUCCUGUUCUGACAGAAGAAGACCUGCGGAAUUUGACACUGGGAGUGUAUCAGCUCAAACUGGCACGGUCCUACACACAGGAACAUAUGAGCGAAACGGGAGGAUAUGAAGUAUCUAUCUGUAAAGUAGAUGCUAAUCUGAUCAAUGCCAAGAUACAGAGCCGACAUUUUUCCUCAAAACUUUACCAAUUGUGGGUAUCAUUUGAUGAUUGUAAUGUGCAAGGAUGGUACUGUACAUGCCGUGCUGGGGCGAGGGUGGUUGGGACUUGCUCCCAUGUUGCAUCCAUCUUAUGGUAUAUGGGAUUUGCACGUCAUUUAGACAAGUCCUUUGACUUUAGUAAGGACUGGACACAAUAUUUACAAGAUGCCAGUUAUACACCAGACCCAAUCAGUAUUGAUGAGAGUGAUGAUGAAGGUAACACGGAGGAAUAAAACAGCACAGCUUUACCGAUGUAGCCAUGUAAAUUACAUAUAAAUUUCGGAAUCUCCAAAAAUGUAAUUACAAAUGCACGAUGGUCACUUGAUCGACUGAGGAAUUGGCUUUAAUCUCGAAUGACAAUGUAUUUUGUUAGUGCAUAAUGUUUAUUUGAAAUAACUUUUAACUUUUGUAAGAAUCAUUAACUGUAACAUGUUUGAUUUCAUAUCCUUUUCAAAUUAACCAAGAAUAUAAAGAUAACCGUGUACGGAAGUAUUGACAAAUUGAUGUACUGAUUAUUGCAUGUACUGUUGCUAUGGUGAAAUAUUUAGUUGCUAUGGUAAGACAUGGUUACUGUGGAAUACCACCUAUAUGCUCUAUUGUAUCAUCAUAUUUACAUUUUUAAGAUGUAUCAUAAUCUAAACAGCCCUUGAGUAUUAUCAUCAAUUUUCUGUGUCCAUUAUUGUAUUUAUUACAAUCCGUUGCUAUGGAGAGAGUUUGGUUGCUAUUGUGUUGCUAGGAAAUCUUAAACAUGUAAUAUAUGAUGGUUGAUCACAAAUAUGAUAUGAUUUUUAAAUCAUACCAUUGAUAUGUAAAAAUUGAUUAAAUAUUUUCACCAAAUAAUAAAAAAAACAGUGAAAUAUCACUAAAAUGUGCAAAUAGACGGUAAAGAGUAGGUUGGUUUCCAGGCCCGUUGCUAGGCAACGCAUUGUCAGAAUUAUUGAAAACUUGUUUUUUUAUCAAUGUCAUAUGUCCAUGUUUGCAUGAUAUAAA